Molecule: messenger RNA, 6091 nt
Organism: Pelodiscus sinensis (Chinese soft-shelled turtle)
Lineage: Eukaryota; Metazoa; Chordata; Testudines; Trionychidae
Gene: LMO7
Product: LIM domain 7
Biological process (GO): regulation of cell adhesion; actomyosin structure organization; regulation of signaling
Molecular function (GO): actin binding
Source: RefSeq, a predicted model, not a curated record
GGGGAGGGGCGUGGGAGGGGCUGACGGGAGCGUUCAAAAGCCUUAGGAGCGCGGGCCGGAGGCUGCCUGCCCCGACUCCAGCGAGAGCCCCACAGGAGCGGCAGCAUAAGGGGCUGACCACUGAUUUCCUGUCCCCCACCCCCUUUCUCCUAGCCAUGGAAGGGAGAGAAGAUACGGAGUGCAGCUCGGAUGUGGUGGCUUUUGCCGAAGCUCAGAGAUGGGUGGAGGCUGUCACUGGGAAAAGCUUUGGAACCAAAGACUUUCGAGCAGCUUUAGAAAAUGGAAUUCUGUUGUGCGAUUUGGUUAACAAGAUCAAACCUGGUAUCAUUAAGAAGAUCAAUCGUCUGUCUACACCAAUAGCUGGUUUGGAUAAUAUAAAUGUUUUUCUGAAAGCUUGUGAAAAUAUUGGAUUGAAAGAAGCUCAGCUUUUUCAUCCUGGGGAUCUUCAGGAUUUAUCCAGUCGAGUUACUGUCAAGCAAGAAGAGACCAACAGAAGACUGAAGAAUGUUUUGAUUACAUUAUACUGGCUGGGGAGGAAAGCACAAAACAACCCUCAUUAUAAUGGUCCACACCUUAACCUUAAAGCAUUUGAGAAAUUACUAGGACAAGGUCUGACCAGGGCCCUCGAAGAAUCCUGCAGCCUGAAAAACAGUGGCAGGGAUAGCGGGUACGGUGAUAUUUGGUACCUUGACCGUGGAGAAGCAUUUUCACCUUCCACUAGCCAUAAAAGAGACGAUUCUUUUGAUAGCCUGGACUCCUUUGGUUCAAGAUCCUCUGCAAGCUUUUCAUCAGAUAUAACCUUGAAGGGUGGCAGUGAAGGUUGUGAAAGUGACACGGACUCUGAACUGCCUUACAAAAUGCAUGAUUCUAGCAAAGAUGACAUGUCAUACCGCAGGAUUGCUGUGAUUGAACCAAAGACUACUACAGAGUUCAAUCGUUUCUUACCAAGCAAAGCCAAACCGGCAUCAUAUAUGCCAGCGCCACUCAGGAAAAAAAGGACAGAGAAGAAUGAGGACAAUAGAAGAAGUUGGGCAAGUCCUGUCUUCACUGAGCCAGAUGGAACAUUUUCAAGUAACCAGAGGAGGCAGAGGCAUUUGGACCCUAAAGAGGAAAACAAGCCAAAAGUUAAUAUUUCUUCAAAAUUCUCCGGCUAUUCUGAUGAUGAGGAAGAAAAGGCAGUAGGCAUCCCAAACAUUGAAAAAGAUGAUCUCUAUGUUCGCAAAUUAAGCUCAGCCAUUUCAAACCCAGCAGUUUGUUUUGACAAGUUUCUUCCUAAGUUUUGGACUCCAGAAGAGGAAUUGCAUUGGAAAAAAGUAAAAAAAGGAUCCUCUUCCAAACCAUGGUAUAAGGAGCUUCAGGGAUUCAGUCAGUUUUCAUUACUGCAGACCCUCCAAAAAUACUCUGAUGAUUAUUUGUCUUCUGAAAUGAAGACCAAAAUUGAUCCUACUUCUGGCCCUAGGGUCAUAACAUGCAGGAAGAAUAUUUCUUCAACACCAGGAUGCAAUCAGAGGGAAACUAUGAAUGGAGACCUGUAUCCAGACUUAGAAAAUGAUGAUUUAUUUAUUCGGAAAACUGGGGCUUUCCAGUUGAAUCCAGUUGCUCUUCAAGCUUUUGAAUAUUUUAGAAAAUCCUCUGGACAAGAACCUCUUCUAGAGGGUGAAAUAAUUCUGCAGCCCAGAGAGGGACAGCCUGUUAUUCCGGAUUUAGAAAAAGAUGACAUGAUUGUCCGAAAAGUACAAACACAGAAAAAAGAGGCAUCUUUAUCAGGUGCUCCUUGGAGUCUCCCACCAGAAAUCCAAUCCAAAUUUCUUUGUUUACUUGACAAGACUACCACAACAGAAGAGGAAAAAAAUGGCGGUAUAGUCUUAUCACCCUCUUCACGACAUAAGAAAGAUGACAUGCUAACUCGCAAGAUUGAGUCUUGGAAAGUAGGAAGUGUUGUGCAACCAGUCAGUUUUACUCCAGGUCCAUGCAGUGAAGAAGACUGGAAAAAAUGGGAGGCUAUCAGAGAGGCCAGCAAAGUUAAACACAAGAAACGCCAGAUGGUUAAGAGACUGUUUCAAAAGCUUUCUGAUGAGGAUGGGAGCAAGUCUUUGAAUGAUGUCAGUGUAGAUGAGACACUCCUGCUGCGCCAGAUUCGUUAUGAUGAGCUACAGAAAAUGAAGUCCAAAAUACAAGAACAAGAUCAGAAGUGGCAAGAUGAUCUAGCAAAAUGGAAAAAUCGCAGAAAAAGUUUCACUUCGGAUUUGCAAAAGAAAAAGGAAGAGAGAGAAGAAAUUGAAAGAAGAGCCUCUGAGACUUCUGAAAGAAAUAGCAAGUCACUGAGAGAAAUGCAGCAGAACAGAGAGAACCAGUAUCAAGGAUCCUAUAGUGUCAUGCAGCAAAAAAGUGAACGCAGGUGGAUGUCUUCAUCAGAUGAUGUAUUUAGUGAAGAAAAAACACCUUCCAGACCAUCAGAAGCAAAAGAUUACCUUGUCGAAAAAGAUGCCCCUUACAGCUUUAAGAAGACUGAAAAAUCAUAUGCACAAACUAACAAAGAGAAUUCUGAAAAGCCAGAGAGAGAUGCAACAGUUGAAACUCAAAUUCCAUCUAAAAGCCUAUUAGAAGAACAGAGCUCAGUCCCUUUGUCUACUUACCAUUCAAUGAAUGCACAAAUGGGGUUAGCUCGGGUUUCAGCUUCUCUCCCCAGAAAUUACCAGAAAACUGAUACCGCUAGGUUGACAUCUGUGGUUACACCAAGACCUUUUGGUGUCCAUUCAAGAGGAAUCUCAUCACUUCCCAGAUCAUUUACGGUGGAUGAUGCCCAAAAGUACAAUGGAGAAGUAGAUAGAUCUAAGAAAUCUCAAACUUUGCUCACCAGCUAUUCGUUUUCACAACUCGAUGCAGAGCCACUUCUCUCUACAGAUCCAAAAACAAGUGGUGGUGAAGAGGAAAAGGAAAGGAUUAAAAGAACAGAGUCUCCUACAUUGAUAGCCUCUGCUACAUCCCAAUAUCAAGAUACAGUGCCCCAUGGUCUUAAAUCAGAGUAUUACACUCCUCCUGACACUAUUACAGUUUCUUCUUCUGCAGAAAUAAAAAGCCUGCCAGAACCAGAGGUUUCAGUGUCACUGGACCAGUACAGUGAAAUGAGAAUCAGUAUAAACCAGAGACCUGGUAACAGUCGCAGCUUUGGGUUCACAACAAAUUGGAAACCUUCUGGGGUUUUUGUACAGACAGUUGAAGAAGGUAGCCCUGCAGACCUUUGCCAGCUACAAGUAGAUGAUGAAAUCAUUGCUGUUGAUGGCACAAGGGCUUCACAAAUGGACCAUAAUCAGUGGGAAGAAGCCAUGGCCAAUGCACUAGAAACUGGAAACCUGGUCAUGGAUGUCAGACGAUAUGGGAAAAAUGAUUGGGGCAAAGACCAACCUUCCCUGCCAUAUGUAAGGCAUAAAGUCCUCAAUCUUACCAGUAUGGCUACCAACAUUGUAGGUACACCUGAAAGCAAAUGGAUUGAUGCGAUUUCUGGAGAUCACAAUUCUACCAAGUCUUCAAACAUAUCGGCCAAAAGAGAGUUCUCCAAUAGCCUUCAAAAUUCGGAUCCUGAAGGAAAAAUGAUAAAUGGAAUGCAAGCAGAUCUGAGCUCUAAUGAACAAAAAGAAUCUGAACCUAUUUCUUUGAAAAACUUAAAAAGACGGUCACAAUUUUUUGAACAAGGAGGUUCAGAGCCUGCAAUGUCUGAUCUUCCAGUUCCAUCUAUUAAUGUUCCUAGUCGUCGGGCUUGGGACCAAGAAGAAGAGAGAAAACGACAGGAAAAAUGGCAGAAAGAACAAGAACGUUUACUUCAGGAGAAAUACAAACGUGAACAGGAACAAUUGAGGGAAGAAUGGCUCCGUGCUCAGCAAGAAGCGGAAAGAGAGAGUUCCAAAUAUUUAGAUGAGGAGACAAGUGUCCUAACCUCAAACAUAAUAUCUGUAACUGCACAUGCACCACCUAUAUCUAGUUGGAGAUCACACAUGAGAGAAGACACUGAUGUUUCUGAAGGAGACAGAAGACAUGAGUGGGGUGAACAGCAGAAUGAGGAAGAGAGAGAAAUGGGAAGGAAGAGACUCCAGGAGGAAAGAAGACGUCAAGAGGAAGAAGCCCUUCAUUUGGAGCAACAAAGGAAAGCCCAAGAACUAAAGCUUGAAAGGGAGCGAAAAGAAAAGGAACAACAGUAUGCCGAGGAGCAGAAGCGGCGGGCGGAGGCGGAGGAGCAGAAGCGGCGGGCGGAGGCGGAGGAGCAGAAGCGGCGGGCGGAGAGAGAACAGGAGAUACCAGUGCAGAUACCCCAAUACCGAAGGCAUUAUGAACAUUAUGAAGGCUCUAAAAACUUUGAAGAUCCACCUGGCCACUUCCUUGCUGACAGGAUUGAUGACCGGCAAGGAUUUCCCCAAGAAGCAUCCUCAUGUAGCAUAAAUAAAUCUCGAUCAACUUCAGAACUGGAUGAUUACCCGAAAAGUCGAAAUGGUACCAACAACAAAUAUUUGGAAAGAUCUUGGAAUGUCAGUGAUUCACAGAGGGGGUCUCAGAAAGAGCAUGCGAUGUCUUCAGCAGAAAUGGAGAGACAACAUAUCCUUCAGGAAAUGAGGAAGAAAACACCACUACAUACAGACAACAGUUGGAUUAGGCAGCGCAGUUCUAGUGUUAAUAAGGACCCCCUUAUUCUAAACAAGAAUACAAUGAGGAGAGGUGAAUCUUUAGAUAAUCUUGAUUCCUCAAAAACAAGUUCAUGGAGACGUCAGCCUUGGACAAAUCAAUCUACUUCUUCCACAUCCUUGUCAUCUAGUCAAGAUUUUAGUCGCUCUGCUGCUCCACUAGUGUCUACUUCAAACCGGGCCUACAUGCGUACCCCCUCCUCCAGUACAGGACCUCCUUCUUCCAGCUCUGGAAGAUCAGUGACUUCAUCCCACACUUUGCCCUCAGCAUCUUCUUCUGUACCCCGUGCUCAGUCUCCUACCUCUGCUUCCCAGUCAGGAGCUCAGCAGCGGAACAGGUCAGUCAGUGGGAAGAGAGUAUGUUCAUACUGUAAUAACGUUUUGGGCAAAGGAGCAGCCAUGAUCAUCGAAUCUCUUGGUCUUUGUUAUCAUUUACGUUGUUUUAAGUGCGUGGCUUGUGAACGUGACCUUGGGGGCUCACAGUCAGGAGCUGAAGUCAGGAUCCGAAACAAUGAGCUCUUCUGCAAUGACUGCUAUGUCAGAUUUAAAACUGGACAACCAACCUCCAUGUGAAACAACUGAACAUAUGAAACCAUUGUUGCAGAUAAAAGAAGAGGUGGUUGCUGGUGAUGUAGAUCUAUAAAUAUGUAUUUUGUUUGUGUUUUUUCAGGGUAACUUUUUUUUGCUUGUCUAGAUUAUGUAGAAAAUAUAUUGUAUUCUUCAUUCAACUGUAUUUUUUAGUUAUUUAUGAGACUGUAAUCACAAGAAGGAAAUCUCUUGGGGCGGGGGGGAAAGAGAGGAGGGAACCACAUUCACUUUUUGAGUUCACUGUACUUAAAAGCACAAGGGAGAACAAACAUUUAUCAGUAAUAACAUGAAAACAAUUCUGAGGCUAAUAAUCAGCUAGCAGAGUUUCCAGUGGUAUAUGAAGAGGGUAUUUUGUUUUUUAUGCUCUUAAAUGAGCCCUAUUGAAAUAGUUAAUAUAAAUAUGUAUUUGUAAUUGCUGUCUUUAUUUGACACAUACUACAAAGUGACUUCUCCUAAAAUAAUAUAAGCUGCAUUAAAAUGUACACCAAAAUGUUUGAUUUCUGUAUUCUGAUUUCUAAAACUGUUUGUUUUUGAAAGUAAAAUACAAAGUAUAGCAUAGUGGUAAUGGUAUAAUGUUCUGCAGAAGAACAAUGGAAACUGUUUGGAGGAAAGGGGUCUAUUUUCUCUUUUAUUAUUGAAAAAUACAACUAUCACUUACCCUGAUAAGUUGAUUCAGAAAAUGGAUAAUUUUUCUGUUGAAUUCCAGAAUAUUUGUAAAUAAAUUUUCUGAUGCGGCAUUUAUCCGGUAUUUUCUUCUCUUUCCUGCAUUUCAAAAUAUCAAGGUCCAUGAAUGGUGCAUAGGUUGAAUUUUCUGAAAAAUAAAGAUGAUU